This is a messenger RNA of Coregonus clupeaformis (lake whitefish), 3367 nucleotides long. Its product is annotated as phosphatidylinositol 4-kinase beta-like. NCBI's taxonomy places the organism in Eukaryota, Metazoa, Chordata, Actinopteri, Salmoniformes, Salmonidae. The coding region runs from base 596 to 2455 and encodes 619 amino acids. Gene Ontology annotation, biological process: phosphatidylinositol phosphate biosynthetic process; phosphatidylinositol-mediated signaling. Gene Ontology annotation, molecular function: 1-phosphatidylinositol 4-kinase activity. Gene Ontology annotation, cellular component: cytoplasm; membrane. The transcript has 11 exons. The record is from RefSeq and is a predicted model, not a curated record.
UGCAAAAGGUGGAUUUAAUAUAUUUUUUGUCGAAUUUUCUCUAGUUUUUGGAGUAUGCUACCUGUAACUGCACACAGACGUUUAUAAGAGACACAUUUCUUCCUAGGUUAGGGGUCUAUAAUUGUAAAAUAAAUGUGUUUGAUUGAAUAACUAGCCUAAUCUAACUAUCGUGGUCAUACAUCUGGACUCUUCAUCAUCAUCAUCAACACUUUGAAUUACUAAGGAAUAUUCCUAUAGCAACUGGUUGCUAGGGGAAACGAGACACUAGCAUUAUCCUCUUGUUGUGAGACUGAGAGGGAGGAUUGGAGAAGUGCACGAGGAGGGGUGGGAAGCAGAGAAGACGGAGCAUGGUUGAAAUUCCACCAAAUGGAUAAGAAGAGGCAGACAAAGUUUGACACAUUUAUGUUUUCAGUGGUUGACCGACACGAAUGAACGAGUAAACCUUGUUUUAGCCUAGUGAAGUAUCACAAAUUAAUACCUCAGUAUUAAUUAUCCACUGCACGGAAUCUCCAUGAGGGCACAAGUCUGCAUGACGAUUUUCGCGUAAAGAGAGGCAGCGCGGGAGAGCUGACUUGUCGCCUGGCAGGACGAGGAUAUGGGCGACGCCAUCCGGCCCUACGUGGUGCACCGCUGCCGCCAGAGCAUUGCCUUCUCCCUGCAGACGGCAUGGCUGCUCGGCGCCUACUCCUCCGACAUGCACAUCUCUACCCAGCGCCACUCGCGCGGCACCAAGCUGCGCAAGCUAAUCCUCUCAGACGAACUAAAGCCCCACUCAGCUUCUAAAGGUGUGGGUCCCGCCGGUGCUGCGGACGCCAGCCCUGGGCUGCGGGACGUUGCCCACAUUCGACACCACCAGCGGCACACCGUGGAGCCGCCCCCGGCCCCCGACAGCCAAAUCAUCCCUGCCGAUGCCUACCUCUCGCCUUCCAAGCGGACACAUCAGCGAUCCAAGUCGGACGCCACGCAUUGCACAAGCCUGGGGAGUAGCCUCAGGAGAACAGCCAGCAACCCCAAGGUGGAAAGCGGCUACGAUGAGCCGUUGCGCCUGACGCUGCAGAGGGAGUUCAUCAAGUCUCUGAUGGGCAUCGGAAAGCGGCUGGCCACGCUGCCCACCAAGGAGCAGAAGACCUGGCAGCUCAUCUCAGAGCUGUCACAGCUCAACCACAAGCUGCCAGCCCGCGUCUGGCUGCCCACUGCAGCCUUCGACCACCACGUGGUGCGCGUUCCCCACACACAGGCCGUGGUGCUCAACUCCAAAGAUAAGGCCCCGUACAUCAUCUACGUGGAGGUGCUGGAGUGCGAGAGGUUCGAGACGUCCGGCAUUCCCCUGCGCAUCCCGGAGACAUGCAUCCGCAGCGCCCGCUCUGUGGACAACCUCCUCCCGGAGUGCGUUGGCAUCACAGCCGAGCAGCGCGCCGGCAGUUUCUCCACCGUGCCCAACUACGACAACGACGACGAGGCCUGGGCAGUGGAUGACAUCGGCAAGUUGGAAGUGGAGCUCCCAGAAGGCCACACCAGUAGCAGUGACAACAUCUCCCAGUUCUCUGUGGACAGCAUCACCAGCACGGAGAGCAAGGAGCCUGUCUUCAUCGCCGUGGCGCUCAAGGAGCCCUGGCAGGAGAAAGUCAGGCGGAUAAGGGAGGGCUCCCCUUACGGUCACCUGCCAAACUGGCGGCUGCUGUCGGUCAUCGUGAAGUGUGGGGACGACCUGAGGCAAGAGCUACUGGCCUUCCAGGUGCUCAGCCAGCUACAGUCCAUCUGGGAGCAGGAGCACGUCCCCCUGUGGAUCAAGCCCUAUAAGAUCCUGGUGAUGUCAUCGGACAGCGGGAUGAUCGAGCCCGUGCUGAACGCUGUCUCUCUGCACCAGGUGAGGAAGCAGAGCCAGCUGUCUCUGCUGGACUACUUCCUGCAGGAGCACGGCAGCUACACCACCGAGGCCUUCCUCACCGCCCAGUGCAACUUUGUGGAGAGCUGCGCCGGCUACAGUCUCAUCUGCUACCUGCUGCAGGUUAAAGACAGACACAAUGGAAACAUCCUCCUGGACUCGGAGGGCCACAUAAUCCACAUUGACUUUGGCUUCAUCCUGUCCAGCUCGCCCAGGAACCUGGGCUUUGAGACCUCCGCUUUUAAGCUCACCAGCGAAUUUGUGGAUGUGAUGGGAGGCCUGGAUGGAGACAUGUUCAACUACUACAAGAUGCUGAUGCUCCAGGGCCUGAUAGCUGCUCGCAAACACAUGGAGAAGGUGGUCCAAAUAGUGGAGAUCAUGCAGCAAGGCUCUCACCUACCCUGCUUCCAUGGCUCCAGCACCAUCCGCUACCUGAAGGAACGUUUCCACAUGAGCCUGACGGAGGAGCAGCUACAGGUGCUGGUGGAGCAGAUGGUGGAUGGCUCCAUGCGCUCCAUCACCACCAAGCUUUACGACGGCUUCCAGUACUUCACCAACGGCAUCAUGUGAACAGUUCGACACCAAACUCUACUACAUGGGACAACCACAUGGGAGAGCAAGCAAACAUACAUAUAAAGAUGGUGGUGAACAUGUGCAUAUGGACUCACGCAUGUGUGCUUGCCAUAGCAGCACAUUUAGGAAAAUGGACUUGUGUAUAGACUAGUGCUACAGGACCUGUUUGCAAACUCGGUAUGUUCUUUGUCUUAGACGGACCACUGUUUACCCCCUCCUUGUUUUGGCCUUGUGGAGGGGGAGUCCGCACCUCCUCUCCCUCUUGUCCUCCUAUCCAUAGGACAUUUACCGCAUUGACUGUUCUAAAACGAGGCAUAACGCACAGUUCAAAUCACACACGAAAAGGAUAAGUAUCAAUAUCGGAGAAGGUACUUCAUUGAAAAGGGGGAGGGGCAAUGUGGUAGUGGUCUAUAUUCAGAGGAGCCAAGAAGACUUUUCUCAGAAUGGAUGAAAAAUGAAUAACUGUAGAUCAAUUGUGCAAGAGCAUCACAAAGCAGUACAUAUAGAAUAUAUGUACUUAUUUUUGUUCUUAGAGCAAAAUUGACUUUGAGAAGUUGAGAAACCACUAUGUAACGACAACGAAAGCACAAGACAUAUCAAUUGCUGAGGUUUUCUAAUGGACAUUUUCUUUGUUCUCUGAAAGUUCUGUGGUUAUCAAGAAUGAGCCAACCCGAAGAGACGCUCAACGUGCUAUGGUCGGCUAUUGUAAUCAACUGGCGAUUUUAAAUAAAUAUUAUGAAUACUAAUAAUUUGCAGCGCUGAUGCCACUAUGGCUGUGUUGAGACGGGCAGCCCAAUUCUAGUAUUUUCACUAGUUGGUCUUUUGACUGAUCAGCUCUGAUGUGAUUGGUCAAAAGACCAAUUAGUGAAAAAAUAUCAGCGUUCCACAGGGAUGCUGGCCCAUGUUGAC